Molecule: messenger RNA, 1971 nt
Organism: Actinia tenebrosa (Australian red waratah sea anemone)
Lineage: Eukaryota; Metazoa; Cnidaria; Anthozoa; Actiniaria; Actiniidae
Product: glutathione hydrolase 1 proenzyme
Biological process (GO): glutathione catabolic process
Cellular component (GO): plasma membrane
Molecular function (GO): glutathione gamma-glutamate hydrolase
Source: RefSeq, a predicted model, not a curated record
CGAAUAUCUUGGAGUGACAUUUAGGAUUAGUAGCAUCACAGGGGCUUUAGAGGGUUGAAUCGUUACUGAGUUGCGGUGUACUGAGUGCUCAUUUGUCUUUGUUUAUAGACUCGUUUAAACGCGGCUGAUAUGGAAGUUCUUAASACCGAUAAAGGAGAGAAAAACCAUAGUGAUGGACUUACAUUUGGAAGGAGCAGAAAAAAGAAAGGGCUACUAAUCGGUAUUGCAGUGAUCAUCAUCAUAGUUAUCAUUGYAGUGGUGGUGACGGUAGUCGUUGUACUUGAACCCAAGAAAGAUGCCUCAUCAGGAUCCCCUGCUGGCCCAUUGCCUCCUCCUACCGCACCACCCGGCGCGGAUGGACCCUACAGCCAAGCCGCAAUAGCUGCAGACGUAGGCAAAUGUUCCGAGAUCGGACGAGAUAUCAUGAWGAAGAAUGGAUCUGCGGUAGACUCGGCGGUAGCCGCGUUGUUCUGUACUGGUGUCAUGAACAUCCAUUCUUCAGGGAUUGGAGGUGGUGGAUUUAUGGUAGUGUACAAUCGUAAAAACAAAUCUAGCGAAGUGUUUGACUUUCGUGAAGAGGCGCCGGGAAACGCCAGCAUCAAUAUGUAUAUUAACAGCUCUCUUGAUUCACGAAUAGGACCAUCAGCGUCGGGAGUUCCUGGCGAAGUGAAAGGAUUCUAUGCUGCCUGGAAAAAAUAUGGCCGGCUGCCAUGGAAAGAACUCGUCCAACCAUCYAUCGAUCUGGCAACGAAUGGUAUACAAAUAGCUGACAAUGCAUAUUAUGCUAUGACMAGGUCAUCGGUCAAGAAAUACAUUACAAAAGAUCCUGGAUUAAGUGGUCUGCUGGUCAACAAAAACGGAGAACUUAAAAAACUUGGCGAAGUAAUAAAGCAACCCAAACUGGCCAAGACCUUAGAAUCYAUAAGAGAUGACCCUGAAGGCUUUUACUCGGGCAAACUAGCAGAAGAUAUYGUGCAUGACGUGCAGUCAGGAGGGGGAAUCAUAACACUACAGGACAUGAASAACUAUCGAGUAAAGAUCAGAAAGACAUUGCAUGGAACCUUGGGGGAUUAUCAGUUGCACUCUAUACCUCCCCCUGGAAGUGGUGCUGUCAUGUCCUUGGUGUUUAACGUACUCAAAGGAUAUAAUAUGACGUCAUCUGCCAGAAAGGACGUCAACAGUUCCAUCCUAACUUAYCACAGAAUUGUAGAAGCCUUUAAGUUUGCUUAUGCUUAUCGGGCUUUACUCGGAGACCAAGACUUCGUGAACUUGACAGAUACAUUGAGAAACAYGAGUGACCCAAGCUUUGGAGAAGCUUUACGCCACAAGAUUUACGACAAUCAAACAUUCACGGACUACAGAUACUACGGGGACUUUUAUUCCAAAGGUGACGGUGGCACAUCACACUUGUCGUUGAUAUCACCUGAAGGGGACGCUGUUUCUGCCACAACAACGAUUAAUCUWUACUUCGGCUGUAGAUACCGUGGAAUUCGAACUGGAAUCAUUUUUAAUAACGAAAUGGAUGACUUCUCUACUCCUGGAGUAAAGAAUGCGUUCGGUGUUGAACCAUCUCCAGCGAAUUUUAUCGUCCCAGGCAAACGACCAAUGUCAUCGUCUGCGCCUGCGAUUAUUGUUGACAACAAUGGCGACGUGCGAGUGGUUGCAGGAGCUGCCGGCGGAACUAAAAUCACCACUGCUACCUCACUGGCUAUAAUGAAUUUUCUAUGGUUUAACCGUACCCUGACCCAAUCAGUGGAAGAUCCAAGACUUCACCAUCAGUUAAUGCCMAUGUACAUCCGAAUAGACAAGCAAUACCCUAUGCCCCAGGCCAUCAUCGAUGGACUAAAGAGGCUUGGUCACACGGUCAGGAAAAUAAGUGGUUUCGCUGUUGUUCAGGCUGUUGCUAAGGACAAGAGGUAUUCAAAUAAUGAAAAAGAGAAGGGGGUCACCGUAUUGGUUAUCGAGAUAUAA